AUGACGCUCAGGCGUAUGCUUCUGUGCAUUUUCACUACGGCCCUCCUUAUCCACGUCUCAUUCGCAACGCAGAACGAGAACCAGUGCGAGAAUGCAAGAUACACUUCGAAGCACCGUGUUUUCGUCCUCACGGACAUCAGCAAUGAACCAGACGACCAAAUGAGCUUAGUCCGUUUGUUGGUGUACGCCAAUGAACUGGACAUCCAAGGCAUUGCUGCUGUCACAUCUACCUUUCUCAAGAACGCCACCGAUGAAGCCACCAUCCGUACAGUCAUCAGUGCUUACGGCAAUGUUACGAGAAACCUCGACAGCCAUGCGUCAAGCGGCGCUCCCUUUCCGAGAGCAGAAGAACUCCUGGCCAAAGUCUACAAAGGCCACUCGGUGUAUGGCCUUGAAUCACUGAAGCUCAACACCAGCGAGGCGGCCUUAGCCCUGAUUGAUGCGGUUGACGACUCUGAGAAGCCCCUAUGGAUCACGAUCUGGGGUGGGGCGGCAGUUUUGGCCGAGGCGCUUUUCCGGGUCGAGAACACCAGGACCACCAACGACACAGCCACUUUCGUCAAGAAACUCCGGGUCUAUUCUAUCUCAGAUCAAGACGAUGCGGGUUCUUGGAUUCGACAGAAUUUCCCAGCCUUGUUCUACAUUGUUUCUCUCCACGGUUUUACCGAGUUCAGCCAGGCAACGUGGAAUGGCAUCAGCGGCGAGGACUACAGACAUUUUGACAAGGGCGGACCUGACAGCUCUUUGGUCACCAACGACUGGUUGCAGAAACACAUUCGCAUCGGUGACCUGGGAGCUCAUUAUCCAAACUUCUCUUAUAUCAUGGAGGGCGAUACCCCUUCCUUCCUCCCCCUCAUUCAAAAUGGUCUUGGUGAUCCCGAACAUCCGGAAUACGGUAGUUGGGGCGGCCGCUACACCCUUGUGGACUCAUCCGGUCGAACACAGACCUUUGCCAACACUGCGGACUAUGUCUAUGGGAUCAGCGGGGACACUUACUACAGCAGCUUCGCCUCGAUCUGGCGCUGGAGGAAGGCAUACCAGUAUGACUUCGCCACACUUGUCAACAAGACCUGUGCUCCCUCAGCAUUCGAAGUUAGCUACAAGUCCGGAGAAUCCAUCGUGCUCGAUGCCUCCCAGUCCUGGGACCCUGACAACGACGAGCUUACAUUCAACUGGUUUAGCUAUCGAGACGUAACGACGCCGAUGGAUGGCAAUCUUCCCGAAAUCUUCCCAAAUAUAACGGUCACGAAUUUGGAUGAGCAUGGAAGUGUAGUGCGGGUUUCUCCGCCUAAUCUUGGCCUUCUCGACCUUGCGUAUUAUCUUCACUCCUGA
Molecule: messenger RNA, 1332 nt
Organism: Lasiodiplodia theobromae
Lineage: Eukaryota; Fungi; Ascomycota; Dothideomycetes; Botryosphaeriales; Botryosphaeriaceae
Product: Cellulose-binding protein
Exons: 3
Coding region: 1-1332 (443 amino acids)
Molecular function (GO): hydrolase activity, hydrolyzing N-glycosyl compounds
Source: RefSeq, a predicted model, not a curated record